Messenger RNA from Fibroporia radiculosa, 750 nucleotides. RefSeq lists its product as uncharacterized. The transcript is spliced from 5 exons. Bases 1 to 750 code for a protein of 249 amino acids. Lineage: Eukaryota; Fungi; Basidiomycota; Agaricomycetes; Polyporales; Fibroporiaceae. Gene Ontology annotation, molecular function: oxidoreductase activity, acting on the CH-OH group of donors, NAD or NADP as acceptor. The record is from RefSeq and is a predicted model, not a curated record.
AUGACAUCUUACCUCGUAACAGGCGCCAGCAGGGGCAUCGGUCUUGCUAUGGUCGAGAAAUUGCUCCAGAAUCCGAGUAAUUUCGUGAUUGCUGCCGCGCGUCAUCCGAAUCGCUCAGAGGACCUCCAAAGUUUAAGGACUAAAUACGGGGACGAAAGACUUACAACCCUCAUCCUGGAUUACGCUGAUCCUGCUAGCACUACUGCUGCUGCUGAAAGAGCAUCCAUGCUGCUUCCCAAUGGACUUGAUUACCUGGUCAGCAACGCCGGGGUUGCACUGCAGAGUGGAGAGACAUUCGACACGAUUGAUCUAGAAGUUUUCGAAGAGGAGCUUCGCAUCAAUACCAUCGCUCCAGUGCGAGUAGUGAGGGCGUUCUUGCCCCUGGUCCGUAAGGGAAAGGGAAGGAAAGUGGUAUUCAUUACCUCAAGACUUGGAUCACUCGAGCUUGCUCCGAACUUCGGCGCGCUCUCGGUCACAUACUCAACUACUAAAGCGGCACUAAACUUUAUUGCCCGAAGAUGGGCCCCAGUAUUAAAGCAAGAAGGAAUUGCUACUGUCUUGAUUCAUCCUGGGUGGGUUGAAACAGACAUGGGCGAUGAACUCACCGACUGGAUGAAGGAUCACCUGCCCGAACGACGUAAAAUCUCGGUGGAUCAGUCCGCAACGGAUUGUCUGAAAGUCAUACAAGAUUCGAAGUGCGAGAAUGCAAUCAAGCUCUAUAGCCACGACGGUACCACGGUACCGCUGUAG